UAAGGAAUACUAACGACUUGAUACACAUGGCUUCAGUGUCCCGGACGCCUUAACAAUAAGCCGCGCGUUAGGAAGGCAGUUGAUUUCCUCUGUGGCGUUCGUAGGCUGUGGAUACUGCGCCAGCCCGCGGAGCAUCCGCUAGGAAGAGGGGCGCGAGAGAUCCACGAGAAGGGGCAGCAAGCCGCCUGAUUGACAGCUAGAAAUCUGAUCUUGUGAAAGAGACGCGGAGCCAAUGGGAGGCAGCGAUCCAUCAGUUUGGAUUGGAGGCCCCUGGAGGAGAAGUAGAGGAAAAACCACCGAAUUGAGCUCUGUCAGAGGCGCUUUCGGCUUCCAAAGGGGAAGUGCUGGGCAAUAAUUAGUGUUUUUAUUAAAUUUGGAGGGAAUUUUUUGCAGCCGUUCGCCUAGCGUGGCCUUCAGUCCCGUUAGGUGCAAAGCAAGUCUCGUUGAUCGCCAUUGCUAGUUUUGCACACGUUUGCGAAUCAGAGCUGCCCGGGGUACACCGACCGCGCAGGGAAACAUCGAGAGUGUAAAUAAAUACAUCGCCUCUUGUUCGGAUAUUUGCUACUGCCGAAAAUAUGUAAAUUGUGAACUCUCUUGGCUCUCUUUGGAUCCAGGUUGAUAGAAGUCCAGAUCCCGAGGAAAUCUCCAGCUAAAUGCUCAAAAUAUAAAACACUCAGCUGAGAUUUGCGAAGAGCAGCAGAAUGGAUGGAUUUUAUGACCAGCAAGUGCCUUACAUGGUCACCAAUAAUCAGCGUGGGAGAAAUUGUAACGAGAAACCAACAAAUGUCAGGAAAAGAAAAUUCAUUAACAGAGAUCUGGCUCAUGAUUCAGAAGAACUCUUUCAAGAUCUAAGUCAAUUACAGGAAACAUGGCUUGCAGAAGCUCAGGUACCUGACAAUGAUGAGCAGUUUGUGCCAGACUAUCAGACUGAAAGUUUGGCUUUUCAUGGCCUACCACUGAAAAUCAAGAAGGAACCCCACAGUCCAUGUUCAGAACUCGGCUCUGCCUGCAGUCAGGAGCAGCCCUUUAAAUUCAGCUAUGGAGAGAAGUGCCUGUAUAAUGUCAGUGCCUAUGAUCAGAAGCCACAAGUGGGAAUGAGGCCCUCCAACCCCCCAACACCAUCCAGCACCCCAGUGUCCCCACUACAUCAUGCAUCUCCAAACUCUACUCACACUCCGAAGCCUGACCGCGCCUUCCCAGCUCACCUCCCUCCUUCGCAGCCCAUACAAGACAGCAGCUACCCCAUGGACCACAGAUUUCGCCGCCAGCUUUCUGAACCCUGUAAUUCUUUUCCUCCUUUGCCGACAAUGCCAAGGGAAGGACGUCCUAUGUACCAACGGCAGAUGUCUGAGCCAAACAUCCCCUUCCCACCUCAAGGCUUUAAGCAGGAGUACCACGACCCAGUGUACGAACACAACACCAUGGUUGGUGGUGCGGCCAGCCAAAGCUUCCCUCCUCCUCUGAUGAUUAAACAGGAACCCAGAGACUUCGCGUAUGAUUCAGAAGUGCCUAGCUGCCACUCCAUUUAUAUGAGGCAAGAAGGCUUCCUGGCUCAUCCCAGCAGAACAGAAGGCUGUAUGUUUGAGAAGGGCCCCAGGCAGUUUUAUGAUGACACCUGUGUUGUCCCAGAGAAAUUCGAUGGAGACAUCAAACAGGAGCCAGGGAUGUAUCGGGAAGGGCCCACAUACCAGCGGCGGGGAUCACUUCAGCUCUGGCAGUUUUUGGUAGCUCUUCUGGAUGACCCUUCAAAUUCUCAUUUCAUUGCGUGGACUGGGCGAGGCAUGGAAUUUAAACUGAUUGAGCCUGAAGAGGUGGCCCGGCGUUGGGGCAUUCAGAAAAACAGGCCAGCUAUGAACUAUGAUAAGCUUAGCCGUUCGCUUCGCUAUUACUAUGAGAAAGGAAUCAUGCAAAAGGUGGCCGGAGAGAGAUAUGUCUACAAAUUUGUGUGUGAUCCGGAAGCCCUGUUCUCCAUGGCCUUCCCAGAUAAUCAGCGCCCGCUGCUGAAGACGGACAUGGAACGUCACAUCAAUGAAGAGGACACGGUGCCUCUGUCUCACUUUGACGAGAGCAUGGCCUACAUGCCGGAAGGGGGCUGCUGCAACCCGCACCCCUACAAUGAAGGCUAUGUGUAUUAACACAAGUGACAGUCAUGCAGGGCCUCCUCGCGCUUCUCCUCUUUUUGCAGGAUGCAGAGAAUCUCCGAGUUCUCUUCGAUCUUUGUUUGAUUUUUGUUGUUUGUAUUUUAUUUUUAAAUAAUAAUACACAAAAAGGGGCUUUCCUGUUGCAUUAUUCUAUGGUCUGCCAUGGACUGCGCACUUUAUUUGAGGGUGGGUGGGAGUAAUCUAAACAUUUAUUCUGUGUAACAGGAAGAUAAUGGGUGAAUGGGUGGGGGAAUAUGGGGAUUACUUUUUACUUAGGCUUGGGAUGGGGUCCUACAGGUUUUAAGUAUGAUGAAGCUAUAUCAUGUUUAUUUGAUUUCAUAACAACAUAAGAAAAUGUUCAUUUUCUCUGGGUAUCUAUGGUACAGUUAAUUCACAUUUGUAAAUAUCCACUUGGAGACUAUUUGCCUUGGGCAUUUUCCCCUAUCAUUUCUGAGUCUCUGCAAGGUGUACAAAAAACAAAGAAACAAAAAAAAAAAAAAAACGUAAAAAACAAACAAAAAAAAAAAAAAAAAAAACGUAAAAAACAAACAAAAAAAAACAAAAAAAAUAAACUACUGUAAAUGGCAGUUUAAUUGUUAGAAAUGACUGGUUUUGCACCUGUUGUAAAAAGGUAUUUAGAGAUCGCAUUUGCUGUUUUUUGUUUUGUUUUGCUUUCUAUCUGACUCACAGAGGAUAACCAUAAAAUGGGUAAUUCUCUCUGAAGGUGAGUGAUCACCAUGACUGUAAAUGAGGGGCACAAUUUUGGACUCUGGCUCCAAACUGAGUCAUAGGCCAGUAGCAUUCCGUGUACCUGGUGCCACCUUGCUGUUUAGACACAAAUCAUACUGUCGUUUAAAUAUUUUGAAGCCCUUUUCAGUUAAAUAAUGAUGUGUCAUGGUCCUUUGAGAUCUCCAUUUAAAUGUUAAAUCUGGGAUCACAGUGAAGCAAAAAAAAAUAUCUAUCUCACUUCCUUCAGUACAUAAAGAAACAUUAUUUAAUCGAUAAGAAUUAACUGUACUAAAUCACAUAUUAUGCUGUUCUAGAUACAGCAAGCACUCCUUAAGAAAAAUAUCCAAUACACUAAAUAGGUACUAUAGUAAUUUUUAGACAUGGUACCCGUUGAUAUGCAUUUAAACCUUUUACUGCUGUGUUAUGUUGAUAACAUAUAUAAAUAUUAGAUAAUGCUAAUGCUUCUGCUGCUGUCUUUUCUGUAAUAUUCUCUUUCAUGCUGAAUUUACUAUGACCAUUUAUAAGCAAUGCAGUUAACUACAGAUAGCAUUUCAGGACAAAAUAGAUGACUCAAACCAUUUAUUGCUUAAAAGAUCGCUUACGCCAUGCUAUGCUAUAAGCAGCUUUUAUGCACAUUGACAAAUGAAGAGUAAGCUUCAGCUUGCUAAGGGAAACUGUGGAAACUUUUGUAACUUUUGGUGAAAUAGAAAAUUACUUACAAACUGUCGAAGAACCUGAGGAAGUUGCUGUAUAUGACAUAGUGCCGGCACUGAUAUUCAUCUUGUUUUAGACACUUGUGUAAAUGUGAUUGGAUUGUUUGAAAGAAGACUUAAAGAUUUAAAGUUUCAGAGGUUUUUGUUUUGUUUGUGUUUGGCAUUUGGAGAAAAUAAUUGAAAGCGGAAUAAGUUGUUUCAUUCACCUUGGACCAAAAAAAACCCAAAAAACAAAAAACAAACCCCAAAAAACCCAACAAAGUAAAUGGUGUUAUAAAUCUUUGAAUAGCUUGCUAAACCAUUCAAACAAGAAGCCUGAAUUUUGUUCAGUCCAUCAAUAUCCCAGAGGAACAACAUUUUUUUAAGCGUCUACAGUGAAAUGUUAAGAAAAAAAAAAAAUCUUAAACACAAAGCCAAAAUGAACCUAUAAAAGUAUUUCUUGACGAGCACAGGAAAGAUUGUUGAAAGAUGAUUUCCUGGCUACCCAUUUUCCAAUGUGGCACAGAUCACAGCCCAUGUAUCUAAAUUGAACAGUUAUUGGGAAACCCACAUACCAUAAUCAAUACUACUCAUAUUCAAUCCUACAAAAAGGCCUAUUUUAAUUUCAACAUAUGUAUGUAACCUGUGACUUCAAUGAUUGUUCUGCAUAUACAUUAUAUAUCAUUUGGCCCAUUAUGGGCUAAGAAGUAUGCCUUAAAAAUGAGAACUUCCCCCCCACUAUGGCCAUUUACAGCACUUAGAGUAAAAACAAAUUUUAAAAUAUUCAGCUAAAGAUUUAUUAGAAAGAGAAUUAACGUAUUUGGAGAAAUUGAAGGAGAAAUUAGAAGUGGGUCUUUAAAAUAUCAUCUAAAUGAAAUUGUAUUGAGGAUUUUUUCUUUUUUUUUCCCCUCUUUUUUUUUUCCUUUUUCUUUUUUCUUUUUAAAAUUCUAGUUCUAAUUUCCCAUUGGGGAAGAAUUGGACUAUCAGUUAUCUUAGGGAUCAAAGGAAGAACUGGUAUUAAUUAUAUAAUAUUUAAGGACAAACUUUUUAUGCUUAAUGUAGUGACUCACAAAACAAAAUGAGUAAUUGGCCAACAUUAAGGAUAUUUCUAAUACAGAAUGGUUCUAAACAUUGCAUUAUAAACUCUUUCGGGAAAUGUAUUCUAAAGAUUUUUUUUUUAAGUUCUGUUUUUAUUCUACUUUUUGUUCGCUUGUGUUUUUAUUUUCAGAUAGAUUAAUAAAUCUGGCAGCUGAUUUCUGCAAGAAUCUCGUGUUUUGAAUUUCUAAAUGAAUUGGCUACUCAAACAUAGAAAAUUAAUUAAAAAUAUAACAUUUUCCUUCCACUGUGUAAAGUAAACUAAAAGGAGUAUCUCCCCUAGUGUUUGCUGCCUCUUGAUGAUGACAUGCUAUUUAUUACCCAACAGACUGAUUCCAACAAAGAAUCAAAGGAUAUUAUAUCCUGAACAACUCAUGAAAAAUGACUUUUCAUAAGUUAUGCCUGUGAAAAAUGCUGAAAAAUAAAAGUCCACAAAGCUAACUGUGCAGAGCAGUUCUCUCAAAUCCUAGAAGGAUUUUAGAGGUCGUUUAUUUGAACCUCCUUUUUCCAGAUUAUUUUAACUUCUUAUAGCUGCUAUAACAAAGUUAAUGGUCUGAAGCUACACAGAUGUAUCCUUUUGUAGCCCUGAAGAUCAGAAAUCCAAAAUGAGUCUAAAGGUGCUGAUAUCAAAGCGUGUGUAGGGCUUCCUGUCACAGGCUCCAGGGGAGAAUCCCAUUCUAACUUCUACUUUUACUUUUGGAGGCUGCUGGCAUUUCUGUCUCCCAGCUCCCAGCUCCUGGCUUCUUCAUUCAGACUUCUGUUUCUAUGGUCACAUCCCUUUGUCUACUAAAGUCUAAUCUUCCUCUGCCUACCUCUUCUAAUCUGUCCCUCUCAAGAUCUUUAACUCGAUCACAUUUUCGAAGUCGGUAUCAUUCACGGGUUCCCGGUAGCUAUGGAGGGGCCCGAGGAGGGUACUGUUACUCAGCUACGUGAUAAUAGAUGAAGACCCUAAUAAAUACACUGAUUGAUUUACCGAUGGGCAAAAAUGUUCUGUUGAUGGAGGUAGGAUUAGAAGUUACUGAAGAACAUUUUUGUUUACCAUUGAAAUAGUUUUACUUGGCAGAAAUGGUACUGAAAGCAUUCUAUUAAAGUUCACCUGUUCCACUAAAGCAUCUGGUAAUUGCAUCAAGCUUUGAUAUGAUUUAAUAACGCCUCAUGUAAAUAUUAUGUAAUUAGAGAAAAAAAGUAAGGUGUGAUAAUUACAGAGUAGUAGCACAGUUAAUUCUGUUGUCCAACCCAGAGUUAUAUUUUUUAAAUAAAUUUCUUUUUGUGCUAGUA
Messenger RNA from Ailuropoda melanoleuca (giant panda), 5935 nucleotides. It is a transcript of the gene ETV1, whose product is annotated as ETS variant transcription factor 1. Bases 702 to 2135 code for a protein of 477 amino acids. Gene Ontology annotation, molecular function: sequence-specific DNA binding; DNA-binding transcription factor activity, RNA polymerase II-specific. Lineage: Eukaryota; Metazoa; Chordata; Mammalia; Carnivora; Ursidae. Gene Ontology annotation, cellular component: nucleus. Gene Ontology annotation, biological process: cell differentiation; regulation of transcription by RNA polymerase II. The transcript has 14 exons. The record is from RefSeq and is a predicted model, not a curated record.